This is a messenger RNA of Guyanagaster necrorhizus, 1232 nucleotides long. RefSeq lists its product as uncharacterized. Gene Ontology annotation, cellular component: RNA polymerase III complex. The transcript has 5 exons. Gene Ontology annotation, molecular function: DNA binding. The record is from RefSeq and is a predicted model, not a curated record. Bases 40 to 1182 code for a protein of 380 amino acids. NCBI's taxonomy places the organism in Eukaryota, Fungi, Basidiomycota, Agaricomycetes, Agaricales, Physalacriaceae. Gene Ontology annotation, biological process: tRNA transcription by RNA polymerase III.
CUCCCGUCUUUUUAAAUCAUUUUUGAAACUUCAGACAGGAUGUCUAACAGCAAUGUCCGCCCAUCUACCACAACCUCAAAGGCUAUAUCUAGUCUCGCAAAAAGGCCCUCAGAGGUGACCAGGCAGGGAACCCAAAAACUCAAAUUCGUCCCUACCCUACCCUCAAGGCGGAAAAAAGAGGAGGUCAAGCUGGAACCAACAGCGGAGGCCGUACCACCCGCUCGUGGAAGAGGCAGAGGCAGAGGAGAUGCAACCAGAGGGCGUGGCGUUCCGAGGCAGCAAGAGAUGACUGCCAGUGGUCCGUUCGCACUUGGUCCUGCUAUGUCAGGCAAUACUGCUACCCGCCGCCGCCCUGUGUUUAUCGCUGUCCCAUCCACACGGCCAAGUACGAGCUCACUCUCUAGUACGCCUGCCCCAAGAAUCAAGAGCGAAGGCAAGGACAAGGAUAACGCCCCGGAGGACGACGAGGCGAGUUACUCGGACCCCGACGAAGGCGUCGAGAUUAUCGAUAUGGAAAACGUCAAGAACAUGGACUGGAUGGCUCCGGAGAGUCUAAAAAGAGCCAAGGCAACUGUUAACAGACCAAAGAAGGAGGAACAGCAAUCAGAGGUCGAUGCCUCUAAUGCUCUCAACCUAAGCGAAAGUGAAGAAGAGGAAGAACUCGAAGACAUUAUCGAGGACUUUGCUCAGCAAGCUCCAGAAGAUCCUGACGAUUCUCUGCGCCAGGAUAGGCUCUACUUUUUCCAGUUCCCUGCUCCCUUCCCUACUUUUGCUCUUAAAGGGGAGGCACCACCGCUACCACCACCUACGGACAAAAAGAAAGUAUCAUUUGCUCCUACGGUCAAAGCCGAGGUGCCAACCCCCGCCACCGAAAAGAAAGAGAAACCAGUGGUAGAUGGGAUGAUCGGUCGUCUGGAAAUUUACAGGAGCGGCGCUGUCAAGAUGAGGCUCACCAAUGGUAUUCUGCUCGAUGUGAUGGCAGCCACCCAGCCUUCGUUCCUCCAACACGCCGUUUCACUGGACAUGAAGGAAAAGAAGCUAAAUGUGCUUGGGGAGGUUAAUAAGAGGUUUGUCGUUGUCCCGGAUGUAGAUGGAUUGUUAGAGGCGAUGGAGAGGGCAGAGAGGGAGCCAAGGACGGUUCUCGAAGGGGAGGAGGGCCUGAUUAAAAUGGAUAUGACCUGAGAGAAUUACAAAAAAUUGUACAGUAUAGCAGUCCAAUAUACAUGCAGCUA